Molecule: messenger RNA, 828 nt
Organism: Funneliformis geosporum
Lineage: Eukaryota; Fungi; Glomeromycota; Glomeromycetes; Glomerales; Glomeraceae
Source: the annotation of a GenBank genome assembly
AUGUCAUUCCACACGGUAAAUUCCCAAAAAAACAAACUUUCGGGUCAAGAAAUUAACUCUACUCAAGCAGCAUUUAAGAAUAUACCUUCUCAAAAUUCGAUCGGUAAAUUGGACAGCGAAAUUAACUCAGAAGUCGACUGUGGAAAUAAUAGGCACUGUCAAGCGGGCCAACAAUGUGCUUCCAAUAAUACUUGUAUUCCAUUGGGCGCAAAAGACUGUGGUAACUCCACUUACUGUGACGCGGACCGACAAUGUGCUUUUAAUAAUAGAUGCAUUCCAGUGGGUACAAACGACUGUGGAACAUUCUACUGUAACGCGGGCCUACAAUGUGCUUUUAAUAAUGCUUGCAUUCCAGUGAGCGCAAUCGACUGUGGUACAUACUACUGUGAUGCGGGCAAACUAUGUGCUUCUGGCGAUUCUUGCAUGCUUUUGGUAAAUAGCUUAGUUGUUUUCAUCUAUAAUGUGAAAUUAAAUAAUAAUGUACCUUUACUAAAAUGUAUUCCAUCCGUUGGCACCUCAAGGGUCAAAUCGACUGUGGAGUUGGAAUACACUGGUCAACAAUGCGCUUCUGAAAAUAGAUGCAUUCCAGCGGGUGCAGUCGACUGUGGGACACACUUUUGUGAUGCGGGGCACCAAUGUGCUUCUAUUAAAAGAUGCAUUCCUCCGGGUGCAGUCGACUGUUUAACACAUUUCUGUGCUGCGAACCAACAAUGUGCUUCUAAUGCUACUUGCAUUCCAGCGGGUGGAGUCGACUGUGGUACUCACAACUGUAGACCGGGCGAACAUUGUGGUCCUGAAGAUUCUUGCAUUCCACCGGGUAAAAACUGA